CCAUUGUAUAUGAUUUGUUUCCAUAAUUAAUAGACUGCAAUAAUCAAUACUCCUUUAUAAGUUAAAGGCCUUGAACAAUUCCAUUAUUGUGCUACUGUAAUUAGAUCAAAGAAGCUUAGGAGGCCAUUAAAAUCUAAGAUCAAGAUAUGGGUCGUGGAAAGCUAAACAUGGAACUGAUAAUGAAUGAGAAGUCUCGCAUGAUAACCUAUCACAAAAGAAAGAAGGGUUUGAUCAAGAAAAUGCAAGAGUUAAGCAUUCUUUGUGAUGUAGAUGCCUGCGUGAUCAUCCUAGGGCCAAAUUUAAAUAAUCGUCCGAUCGAUGUUGAGACCUGGCCUACUGAUCGCUAUGAUAUGAGGCGCAUUAUAAACAGAUUCCUAUCUAUGGGCAAUGAGCGAAGGAAAAACCAAGAUUUGUCUGGUUUUUUUGUUGCCCGCCAGAAGAAAUUGGAUGAUGAGAUUGCUAAACUGCGAAAGGCAUGUUUGAAAGCAAAGUUUCCGACGUGGGAUAAUCGCCUAAAUCUUUGGCAGUAUCAUGAACUCACUCUACUUGAUGGGGUUCUAGGUUCAAAGCUUGAAAUUGCAACUAGUAGGGUUUUGAAGAGUAAAGGUGACAAUUAUUUGAUGUUUGGUUCUAUUGAUGAAGGAGGCUCCAGCAAUAAUAAAAGUUUUAAAUCAAGUUCAAUGGCUUCAACUUUCGCUAACGCCUUGCGUCAAAAGAAUAUGGAGUUUGAGGUUCUUGAGCAGGAGCCAUUGUCUUUUGUGAAUCUAUCCCAUCAAACUCUCCCUCAGAUGCCUCCUUUUAAUCUUGAUUCUCUCAAUAGUCCGAUGUUGAUGAUGAUGAAGAUGACCAAUGGUGAGGGAAUCAGCCAAUUUGGCGGUGAGUGUAGCAGCAAGAGAUCUUGGUCUCCAUUUAAAGCCCCUACAAAUGCGAUGAUGAUGAAUAAUCCUGGGGAUCACCCAGUACGCUACUGGUCUAAGCAUGCAGCUGCCAGGGUUGACGAAUGUUUCUUCUCAAGCACAUAUUCCUCAAUUCUCUGAGUUCUGUGACAGUGGCACUAAUGAGUUUGAGAUGAGGGACAAAAAAAAAAAGACAGUGUUAGACAUGACUCUUGAAUAAUGAAGGCUAUAAUCUUGUAGUUUCUGGAAUUAAUUUUCUUUUCCUUUCUUUGGAUUUAUAUUCAGUAUUAUCUGGACUAAAUUAUGAUAUUUAGGCUUUGGAAAUUUUAAUUAA
This is a messenger RNA of Hevea brasiliensis (rubber tree), 1230 nucleotides long. Its product is annotated as agamous-like MADS-box protein AP3. NCBI's taxonomy places the organism in Eukaryota, Viridiplantae, Streptophyta, Magnoliopsida, Malpighiales, Euphorbiaceae. Gene Ontology annotation, molecular function: DNA-binding transcription factor activity, RNA polymerase II-specific; RNA polymerase II cis-regulatory region sequence-specific DNA binding; protein dimerization activity. Gene Ontology annotation, biological process: positive regulation of transcription by RNA polymerase II. The record is from RefSeq and is a predicted model, not a curated record. The transcript has 2 exons. The coding region runs from base 147 to 1037 and encodes 296 amino acids.